This is a messenger RNA of Rotaria sordida, 567 nucleotides long. The record is from the annotation of a GenBank genome assembly. Lineage: Eukaryota; Metazoa; Rotifera; Eurotatoria; Philodinida; Philodinidae.
AUGGCAACAGUAAAUGAAUCAAAUCUAUGUUCAAUCUGUCAUAAUUUAUCAGCGAUAUGUAUUUGCAUUGGAUGUAAAAAAUAUUUUUGUUCGAAAGAUUUUCAAGAACAUGAACAACAAUUAUCAAUAAAAUUCAAUAAUGAAAUUCUCAAGUCACAUGAUGAAUUUCUUGAUCAAAUAGAUAAAUUAGAAAAAUCAAAUUAUUCAUCAUUAGAUCUUUCCGAUCAAAUUGAACAAUGGAAAAAAAUAACAAUCAAUAAAGUUGAAGAAGCAGCAGAAAAAGUUCGUCAUAAACUUAUUGAAUUAAUAAAAAAACAAAGAAUAACAAUAAUACAACAACUUGAACCAAUUACAAAAGAAAUUCAUCGUCGACAAGAAGAAAAACAUUUUCUUGAAAAUGGUAUUGAUCAUUUUAAACAAAAGAUCAAUGAAAUACAACAAAAAUUUGAAUAUUUUUGUCAACAACAUAUAAAAAAAUCAAUCAUUAUUGAUAAUAAUAACCAAAUUGAUUGGAAUCAAUUCAUCUAUAUCCAUGAAGAACAACAAAAAUGUGAGUAUUUUGAUUAA